This is a messenger RNA of Glossina fuscipes, 4709 nucleotides long. RefSeq names its product zinc finger CCCH domain-containing protein 13 (gene Nab2). Gene Ontology annotation, cellular component: nucleus; cytoplasm. The record is from RefSeq and is a predicted model, not a curated record. The coding region runs from base 164 to 3754 and encodes 1196 amino acids. The transcript has 7 exons. Gene Ontology annotation, biological process: regulation of mRNA stability. NCBI's taxonomy places the organism in Eukaryota, Metazoa, Arthropoda, Insecta, Diptera, Glossinidae. Gene Ontology annotation, molecular function: metal ion binding; poly(A) binding.
CAGCAGGCGUGAAGUUUUUCUAUAAUUUUUUCCUUCGACAAAUGCAAAAAUUUAUUUCUUUAAGGAAAUAAUUGAAAAUAUUAUGCUUAAUAAUUAAAGGAAGAACUAUUUGUAAAAGUUUAAUUAAAGUUUGCAAAUUUCCAAAACUAGUAAAGCUAAAAUUAUGGAUAACUAUUGCAAUGAAAUUGGUCAGAAAAUGAGAAGUGCCGUCAAGGCUAAAUUGCUUGAAUUGGGUACGGGUGGCUCAGCGGGUUACAUAGAUGAUGAACUGCCGGAUUAUGUUAUGAUUAUGGUGGCUAAUAAGAGAUCCAAGCAACAAAUGAUAGCCGACCUCAAUUUGUUCUUGGGUACGCAAACAGAGCUCUUUGUCAUAUGGUUGCAUGAAGUAUUGCAAAAAUUACAAGAAGUUACUUUGCCCGCAGCAAGUGUGGCCAAAAAGCGUAAAUCUUCGCAAAAAGAUGAAGCAUCUUCCUCAGCCGUUUCUUCCAAUAAAAAGGAGAAAAAGGUAUCGAAGAAAGAGAAACAUCCUGUUGCAAAAAAAUCAAAGGAUAAUAUUUCAACUACACCCGAAAGAAAUGCGACAAUCAAACCUCCUAGUAGCAUUACCGACAUUUUCGCUGAAGAGCUCUUAGAGAAAGCUAAGCAAAAUUUAGACUUACAAGCCGACGCAAAUUUAAAUAUAAAAAAAACAAAAGGCAGAAAAACUCCUGAAGAUUCUGUGGACAAUUCAUCUAUGGCUGAGCAAACCGGUAAAGUUACCAACGAAUUUGAUAUACCUACUAUAUCUGAAAUAUCGUCUACAACGUGUGGUGGGAAUUCCGCAGUUGCCGGUGGAGCAAAUAAUAAAGAAAGUAAUGCGGGAAACAGCCGCGAAAAGGAUUUAGCAGAAUUAGCUGAGAUACAAAAAAAAAUAUAUGCUGCUAAAAAACAACUGAAACAGUUGGGUGAACUUGAUGAAGAUGAAGACUUUCUUAACCUGCGCGAUGAUGACAGCCGCGAAGCGUUCAAUGAGGCUGGCGAUCUUGUCAGAAAAGACUCGGUUACGCCGCCUGCAACUCAACAAAGCAAAAAGAAAAGUCCAAUUGUUUUUGAUCGUAAUUCAACUGAAAAGCUUGACCAGGAAACUACAGAACCAGGACAUAACGAAGACAACAACGAUGAAAAACAAUCGUCUUCAAAACGUAAACGUUUUACACCACCUCCUCAACUAUCUUCAGCAACCGCUGCUGCUUCUAAUAACACAAAUUCCACGCAAUCUGUCAGGAAUGAAAAACGUCCGGUGCAUGAACGUUUGGGCGUUAAAACCACCACUAUCGCUUCUAACCCCAAAGAACAGCGGUCAUUGCCUUUGGCUCCUAGGGAAAGGCGCAAAAUUUUGCAGGAGAAAGAGCUCUAUGUGCCGGCAUUUAGGCGUAAAGAAAUGGAAAGAGAACGGGAACGGGAAAGAGAACGAAGCCGUGAAUGCGAGCGGGGUGCACGCGAAAGAGGUAGAGAACGUGAGAGACGUAUUGAUAGAAGCCGCGACAGGGAUAGAGACAAUUCGAAGGUUCGCUCGCGGCAAAGUCGUUCAUUAGAGGAACACAUUAAACGACGUUCGAAUUCCGACGUCUCGCGUGCCGAAGAACGUAAUUCCAGUCAAGUCCGUAAAAUAACAACUACGACCCCAGCUAGCGGUGGUCGUGCACGUAGUAGCAGCGCUGAUGCCUCUCCGGAAACUACCACAAAUAGUGCUACUACAACUCAUCGCCGUCGGAUUGGUUCGCGUGUAAUAAUAGCUCCAGUCAAAGCUAUUGAACCAUCGGACGAGGAGGAACUUAACGACAAACCGGUGAAUUCGGUUAUUAAGAUCAAACCACGUCCUCCAAUGUCGCCCAGCAAGCAAGCUCCGAAGAAUCUUCUACUACGAGCAGUGGCUGAGGCUCAACGGUCAACUAUACUAAAUAAACCAGUUGUCACUACUAACGCUGCAACGACUCCAACUAAGUCUAAAGUAAGUCUACGUUUGGGUGAACGAGUUCAAGGAGAACGUAAUACUAAACUGUAUACGAAGUCUUAUCGUGACCGUUUAAAAAACUUAGCUGGUGGUAUGGGUGCUUUGUUUCGUCGUACGACUCAAAACCUAAUAGUAGAGGUAAAUGGCAGUGGCAAUAGCAGUGGCGGUGGUUCCAAACAAAAAUACAAAUUACGUUUGGACAAUGAAAAUGAGGAAUAUAUACCAGAAUCGGUUUCUGACCGUGGUGAAUCUGACCAAGAUUAUGUCUAUGUGCCACAGACAAUACGAACUUCGGAGGAGCAAGAAAUUGAUGAUGUGUAUGAACAUCCGGAACCAGAUUAUGAGGAAGGUGAGGAUGGAGAAGUUAGAAGCUCUGUAGAAAAAACGCAAUUUGUGGUUACUUUAAAUGAGGAUAAAGCACUGCCCAAAUUAAAGCGUCACACUGCCGCUACACGCUACUCACGUUCCUUGUCACCACCGCCUCAAGUGUCUUCGUCCUCAUCAUCGUCACGUGAUCGCGAACCCACUUCAACUUCCAAUUCAAAUCAUGCACGCAAGGCCAGCGUUAAAGAACGUUUAUCCCUUAAAGGGUCUUACUCGAGUUCACAUUCUUCGGCAGAACCCAAGUCUUUAGUCUCUCGUCACGAGGCUACUACACCGCCUUUAAGGCGCACAGAAUUGGUUGAAAUUUAUCGCAAACAUAAAGACAUCCAAAAAAUAAUUAUUAAGAAUGACUCGGAAGACGAUGAUAUGAGCCCUACUAAGAAAUCCACGCCGGAUAAGGAUAAAAAAUUAAAACGCAAACACGAUGAUAUAGAAUACAAAAGUCAUAAGCUCAUCGACGUUGACGGCAAUGAGGAAGAAGAGAAUAAUAAUGACAGCAUGAGAUCAACAACGCCGCCAUUAAAAGAUCAACUCUAUCAAAAGGAAAGAAGUAUUAUUUCUAGUAAUACAAAUGCUACAAGCACUUCGAAUUCACCUCUCAAACGCAAACAUACUCCUAUUAAAUUUGACUUAACCGAGAGUAGACGUGGCGACAAUGACGGUGAAAGAUCUUGCAAUAGUCCUAUAACAGCUAAGAGAAGACGUUCUUCUAGUCGGGAAAAGGAGCAUAACCGAGAACGUGAACGUGAACGCAAUUCUAGGCAAAGUCGAGAAAAAGAUCGGGAUUCUUCGCAUGAGCGAAGAGAAGAAAAACGUAAAAUUUCAAUUCGUAACUCAGAAGCUAAGAAAUAUGACAAUAUACCGUCGUCGUUAAAUUCUGUGUCGGUGGACUCUGGUGCCUAUCGCUCUCUAAAACCGAAAGAACGCUGCAAAUAUCAUCCGAAUUGCACGAAAACUUUCUGUGAAUAUUAUCAUCCUUCCGCACCUUGCAAAAGUUUCCCAAAUUGCAAAUAUGCCGAUAAAUGCAUGUACUCGCAUCCUAAAUGCAAAUACGAUUUGGCUUGCGUCAACUUGGAUUGUAAUUUCUCGCACAGCGGACCGCGCAGAGCCAGUCUUUUAGAAUCUUCAGCACCGCCUCUAUCUUCGCAUGUGGUGCCCGUACAAAAUUACAAGUCUAUAUCGGCUACUACCACUAUGGGUCCAGUCUCAUCAACUACAUGCAAAUAUUUUCCAAAUUGCACAAAGUCCACUUGUCCAUUCUAUCAUCCUAAACCAUGCCGUUACGGUAAAAACUGCAUAAACAAAUUCGAAUGUUUGUUCUCUCAUCAGGAAUUGCCCAGUAGCAGUAAAUUCAAAUGGGUCGCUUCAAUAAAUUGAAGCUGGUGUUUCAAUUAAGUUAAAUUUAGCCCCUGUCUAGGAGGUAAAGCUUGUCAAAACUCGUAACAGUUUUUCGUUUUAAAUUUCAAAAAACAAAAAAAAUAAAAAUAAAUAAAUAAAUGGUAGCGUAUGGUUUUUAACGAAAUAAUUGAAAGAGCGAAAAUACAAAACAAAAAAAAAACACAAAACAAGCAAAAUAAAUUAUUAUAUAUACAUAUAUACAUAUGUAUGUAUAUAAAUUCAACAUUUGAUCAAAGUGUAAUAAAAGUUCUUAAAUAAAGUUUAAUAAACAAAGUAAAUAAUUCUAAUCGUGGAAAAGUAUUACGUAAACUCUCGAUUAAUUAAAUCAAUAUAAAACAAAUGCACAUGUAUGUCUCGCGUCUAUGAAAAUGACAAAAAAAUUGUAGUCAAAAACUUUCAGUUUGCAUAACGAGAGUCAGAGUUAACAUGUAAUACAUUUCUCUAAGAACCUUUUCAUUUUCAUCAAUACAUGUGAAAAAGAAAAAGAGAAAGUAGUGAGAAAAAAAAAACUUAUGAACAAGUUAGGCUCAGUAGACACAUCGAAGCGAGAAAGAAAAAUCAGGAAACUGCUUUUAAAAAUUAAGACAAGCGGUCCGAUUUAAUAGCAAUUGCGAGUUUUGAAAAUUAUUGAUAUAAUGGUAUUCUUUAAGAAAAUAAUAUUGAAAAAAAAAAAAAAAAAUUAUUUAAAUAAAUUGUUCGCUUAAUACUUUGGAAAACCUACAGAAAAUAUUUGCUCUUUUUCUUUGUCCAAGAUCUCUUGAAAGGACAAGCUCUAGAUAAGGUAAUGCUAGUAAAAUUUAAUUGUAUUCAAUUUGAUCGUAACGAACGUAAAGAGAAAGUUCGUUGCAUUCUCUAGUGAACGUAAUUAUAGCAGAACAAAUCGACCAUUUAAUGCUCUGCAUCAUUAAAAAAUAAAUAAAUAAGUUUAUGCGGA